This is a messenger RNA of Echinops telfairi (small Madagascar hedgehog), 966 nucleotides long. RefSeq names its product olfactory receptor 1361-like. Lineage: Eukaryota; Metazoa; Chordata; Mammalia; Afrosoricida; Tenrecidae. The record is from RefSeq and is a predicted model, not a curated record. Bases 1 to 966 code for a protein of 321 amino acids. Gene Ontology annotation, biological process: G protein-coupled receptor signaling pathway. Gene Ontology annotation, cellular component: membrane. Gene Ontology annotation, molecular function: olfactory receptor activity; G protein-coupled receptor activity. The transcript is spliced from 2 exons.
AUGGCUGCAAGAAACAGGACAGAAGUGACUGAAUUCAUCUUACUGGGCCUGUCCAGCUUGCCAGAGAUGCAGCCAGUUAUUUUUGGGAUUGUUCUUGCCAUGUACCUGGUGGCAGUUAUUGGCAAUGCCCUCUUAGUAACUGUUGCCCACUCAGACACCAAACUUCACACACCCAUGUAUUUCCUUCUUAGCCAGCUUUCCUUUAUUGACAUAUUUCUAACAACCAUCACCGUGCCCCAGAUGCUGGUGCACACACUGUCUGUGAAUCGAACCAUCUCCUUUAACUGCUGCAUGGCCCAGUUGUUCUUCUUUAUGACUGUAGGCAGCAUGGAAGGUCACCUGCUGGCUGCCAUGGCCUAUGACCGCUAUGUGGCCAUCUGCGAUCCUUUAAGAUACUCAGCCAUUGUCAGCCGCCACCUCUGUCUGCGCAUAACCUUGACUUCAUGGGUUGUUGUCAGUCUCAACAGUCUCCUUUACAGUGUGCUGGUAAUCCGCUUAACCUUCUGUGGUAAUCAGGUCACUCACUUCUUCUGCGAUAUUACACCCCUGCUCCAGCUGUCCUGCACCCGGCCAGUGGUCAAUGAAAUGCUGAUCUUCACCGAGGGGGUAGCUGUAGUGGUCAGUCCUUUCUUCUUCAUCCUGGGCUCCUAUGCCCGCAUUGGUGUUGCUAUAAUGCGAAUGCACUCUCUUGCCGCCCUGCGCAAAGCCUUGUCCACAUGUAGCUCGCAUAUCCUGGUCGUGCUGCUCCUGUAUGGCUCUGUGAUCCGCAUGUAUCUCCGGCCAUCCUCCACUUACGAUCUGGACCAGGAUCGCCAGGUCGCCAUUUUCUACACUGUCGUUACUCCGAUGCUAAACCCGCUCAUCUACAGCCUCAGGAACCAGGAGGUGAAGGGCGCUUUGCGGAGACUUGGCAUGAAGCUUUGCAUCUCAGAUUGGUUAUCCGAAAAAUAUCCACUAUUACUUUGA